Molecule: messenger RNA, 450 nt
Organism: Mesorhabditis spiculigera
Lineage: Eukaryota; Metazoa; Nematoda; Chromadorea; Rhabditida; Rhabditidae
Source: the annotation of a GenBank genome assembly
AUGCUACUCUUCCUCCUCCUUGUCCUCCCUGCAGCCUUGGCCACCAGCGAUUUGAAGCUGGGCUACGGGUGCGACAAGGUGUCGUGCGAAUUCUCGAUUGACAUCGCUGAGGCGUUGGCCAGCUACGUGGAUCAGAACGAUUUUACGACUCGUUUUGCGGCCAUCGGUGAAGCACUACAGGACAUUGCCAAUAAGGAGGUCCAGAUUGGAGAUGCUCUCGACGUUUUCGCUGCGAAUUUCACGACAACCUACAAGGAGGUGCAGCCAGUGGCCAAGGAUUUCGUGGAUGCAGUCAAUAUACUAACCUCCACUUUUGGGACGACCGGUAACGAUUCGGACAAGCUGGUUGCUGAUGCAGCCCAGGCAGUGGUUGACGCUCGGUGCUUCUACUCGAACAAAGACGAGCCGUGGAAAUGCGUCGCCACCCCAACCACUGCCGCCCCCGCGUAU